Molecule: messenger RNA, 1836 nt
Organism: Mangifera indica (mango)
Lineage: Eukaryota; Viridiplantae; Streptophyta; Magnoliopsida; Sapindales; Anacardiaceae
Exons: 1
Coding region: 249-1724 (491 amino acids)
Molecular function (GO): glycosyltransferase activity
Source: RefSeq, a predicted model, not a curated record
UUUUAACAUCCCAAUUCCCCUUGAAAACACCUCGCCCAAGUUGUAUCAUAUUCAAGAGCAUGACGCUUUACCUUGGAGUUCCUCAAUCCUCAACUGUCACCUCCAUCAAAAUUUCCCGCAUCUGUUAGGUACUACCUCUUUCUCUUCUAUUCUUCAUCAAAGUUUUAUAUUCGUUUUUCAGUUUCUUUACCAUUUGAUUGUCUUCAUUAUACAUUUGAAACCGCCGUUUCUUAGAUUCAUUCAGUAAAAUGGUCACCCAUGAAAAACCUCCGCAACAACCCAGUCAAACUCCCUCCUUUACCUCAAAGUUCAAACCAUUUUUAUAUUCAUCAUCUAUUCUCAUUCUCUUGCUGGCAAUCUCCUUCACUUUCAGCAAAGCCAGCUUUUAUAAAAUCCUGCCCUUUAAAUCAGUUUUCAUUCCACACUCCACUUUUUUCCAAUCAAUUUUAGGGUUUUUUCACCGAACCCGGAAAACAUAUGAUCCAAAUAUCAUUUCCAAGCCAUCUCAUUGUGUUCUUUGGAUGGCUCCAUUUCUUUCAGGUGGUGGGUAUAGCUCAGAAUCUUGGGCAUAUAUUUUAGCUCUUAAGGAACAUGUAAAGAACCCUAGGUUUAGAUUGGCUAUUAACCAAAAUGGUGAUUUAGAAUCUGAAGAAUUUUGGGAGGGCUUGCCUCAAGAUGUCAAGAAAUUGGCUUUUGAGCUUUAUAAUACAGAAUGUAGAAUCAAUGAAACUAUUGUUGUUUGUCAUAGUGAGCCUGGUGCUUGGUACCCACCAUUGUUUCAAACCCUUCCUUGUCCACCAACUGGUUACAAAGAUUACAAGUCGGUCAUUGGUAGAACCAUGUUUGAAACUGAUAGGGUGAAUCUUGAUCAUGUAAAGCGGUGUAAUCGGAUGGAUUUUGUGUGGGUUCCUACUGAUUUUCAUGUUUCUACUUUUGUACAAAGUGGGGUUGAUCCUUCGAAGGUUGUGAAGAUUGUGCAGCCUAUUGAUGUCAAAUUCUUUGAUCCCCUUAAGUAUGAGCCAUUAGAUCUUAUCUCGAAAGGAAAAUUGGUUUUCGGUACAAGAAAAUUGGAUACAAGUGCAAAAGAGUUUGUGUUCUUGAGUGUGUUUAAAUGGGAGUAUAGGAAAGGUUGGGAUAUAUUGUUGAAAGCAUACUUGGAAGAAUUUUCUAAUGCAGAUGGGGUUGCUUUGUAUUUGCUAACAAAUGCAUAUCAUUCUGAUAAGAAUUUUGGUAGCAAGAUUGUGAAGUUUGUAAGGAAUUCUGAUAUAGCAAAACCAGUUGAGGGUUGGGCUCCAAUAUAUGUGAUUGAUAGCCACAUUGCUCAACUCGAUUUGCCACGAGUUUAUAAGGCAGCUGAUGCAUUUGUUCUGGCAUCGAGAGGAGAAGGGUGGGGAAGGCCUCUUGUUGAAGCGAUGGCAAUGUCUUUGCCUGUCAUUGCAACGAAUUGGUCUGGACCAACAGAGUAUUUGACUGAGGAGAACAGCUAUCCAUUGCAAAUUGAUAGAUUGAGUGAAGUAAUGGAAGGUCCAUUUAAAGGGCAUCUUUGGGCAGAACCGUCGCUAGAAAAGCUGAAAACUCUUAUGAGACAAGUGACUAGUAAUGUUGACGGAGCCAACACCAAAGGGAGAAAGGCCAGAGAGGACAUGGUUGCAAGGUUUUCACCCAAGAUUGUUGCAGAGAUUGUUAAGGAUCAUUUAUACAAAAUCCUAGACGAUAAAGCAUAGGGAGUAAUUUUCUAAUCUGUUUUGAUCCCUCAAACUGCUAGUUUAGUAACUUGUACAAAACUCAAGAUUAAAUAUGGCUUGUAUAAUGGAUGGCAGAUUUGCCUGACUUAAA